This is a messenger RNA of Erinaceus europaeus (western European hedgehog), 4266 nucleotides long. RefSeq names its product adenosylhomocysteinase like 2 (gene AHCYL2). The record is from RefSeq and is a predicted model, not a curated record. Gene Ontology annotation, cellular component: cytosol. Bases 66 to 1919 code for a protein of 617 amino acids. The transcript has 17 exons. NCBI's taxonomy places the organism in Eukaryota, Metazoa, Chordata, Mammalia, Eulipotyphla, Erinaceidae. Gene Ontology annotation, biological process: L-methionine cycle.
CGGGAGGCGGGGCCGAGCCGGAGCUGGAGCUAGAGCCCGAGCCGGCGGCUGCAGUAGAGGCGGUGAUGUCGGUGCAGGUCGUGUCGGCAGCGGCCGCCGCGAAGGUACCUGAGGUGGAGCUGAAGGAUCUGAGUCCCUCCGAGGCGGCGCCGCAGCUGGGACUGAGCCCCGCGGCCGUGAGCGCCAUGGCCCCCGCGGCGGGCGGCGGCGACCCCGAGGCUCCGGCUCCGGCUCCGGCUCCGGCUCCGGCGGCAGAGCGGCCCCCGGCCCCCGGCCCCGGCUCGGGGCCCGCCGCCGCGCUCAGCGCCGCUGCGGGGAAAGUGCCCCAGGCGUCGGCGAUGAAGCGGAGCGACCCUCACCACCAGCACCAGCGGCUCCGCGACGGCGGCGAGGCCCUGGUCAGCCCCGACGGCACGGUCACCGAGGCGCCGCGCACCGUCAAGAAGCAGAUCCAGUUUGCAGACCAGAAGCAAGAAUUCAAUAAACGCCCUACCAAGAUUGGACGUCGCUCUCUGUCACGGUCCAUUUCGCAGUCAUCUACUGACAGCUACAGUUCAGCGGCUUCAUAUACAGAUAGCUCUGAUGAUGAGACUUCUCCCAGGGACAAGCAGCAAAAGAACUCCAAGGGAAGCAGUGACUUCUGUGUCAAGAAUAUCAAACAGGCAGAGUUUGGACGAAGGGAAAUUGAAAUUGCUGAACAAGAAAUGCCUGCCCUGAUGGCUCUGAGGAAGAGGGCCCAAGGAGAAAAGCCACUGGCUGGAGCCAAAAUUGUGGGUUGCACACACAUCACUGCUCAGACUGCUGUGCUCAUGGAGACGCUGGGUGCCCUGGGGGCACAGUGCCGCUGGGCCGCCUGCAACAUCUACUCCACACUCAAUGAGGUGGCUGCAGCCCUGGCAGAGAGUGGAUUUCCUGUCUUUGCCUGGAAAGGAGAGUCAGAAGAUGACUUCUGGUGGUGCAUUGACAGAUGUGUAAAUGUGGAGGGCUGGCAGCCCAACAUGAUCUUGGACGAUGGAGGAGAUCUUACUCACUGGAUUUAUAAGAAGUAUCCCAACAUGUUUAAGAAAAUCAAGGGCAUAGUAGAGGAGAGUGUUACUGGAGUCCAUAGACUGUACCAGCUCUCCAAAGCCGGGAAGCUGUGUGUUCCAGCCAUGAAUGUCAACGACUCCGUCACCAAACAGAAAUUUGACAACCUCUAUUGCUGCCGCGAGUCAAUUCUUGAUGGACUUAAAAGGACAACAGACAUGAUGUUUGGCGGAAAGCAGGUGGUGGUCUGUGGCUACGGUGAGGUGGGGAAGGGGUGCUGUGCUGCUCUGAAAGCCAUGGGCUCCAUCGUGUAUGUCACGGAGAUCGACCCCAUCUGUGCCUUGCAGGCCUGUAUGGAUGGAUUUCGGCUGGUGAAAUUGAACGAGGUCAUCCGACAAGUGGAUAUUGUUAUUACCUGUACAGGUAACAAGAACGUGGUGACCAGAGAGCACUUGGACCGUAUGAAGAACAGCUGCAUUGUGUGCAAUAUGGGACAUUCCAAUACAGAGAUUGAUGUGGCGAGUCUGAGGACACCAGAGCUGACCUGGGAGCGAGUGAGAUCCCAAGUGGACCAUGUGAUCUGGCCCGAUGGCAAGAGGAUAGUGCUGCUGGCAGAGGGCCGUCUUCUGAACCUAAGCUGCUCCACAGUGCCUACCUUUGUGCUUUCAAUCACCGCUACUACUCAGGCUCUUGCUUUGAUAGAACUUUACAAUGCUCCUGAGGGUCGCUACAAGCAGGAUGUCUACCUGUUGCCUAAGAAAAUGGAUGAGUAUGUGGCAAGCCUACACCUGCCCACCUUUGAUGCCCACCUGACUGAGCUGACAGAUGAACAGGCCAAGUAUCUGGGACUCAACAAGAAUGGGCCAUUCAAACCCAACUACUACAGGUAUUAAGUUCCUGUAACUCCAGCCAGGCGAAGUUUUAAGGAAUCGAACUUGGGAGUCUUUUCUCCACUCCUCUACAGGAAAGAACCCAGCAAGCUGCUUCUUCACUCAGCUGCCUGCCGUGCUCACCCUCUCUGUUAGGUUAUUUAUUUAUUAAACUCUAGAAUCCUGUGCCUGCUGGCCUGGCCCAGAGUGUGGUUACUGCCCUGAGGGCCAGAGAGCCACUAAGAACAGGCCGAGGAAGGAAGAAAUGGGGCGGCCACUCCCCCGCACCACCUGCACCAUCCAUCCCCCAUCACCGAAUCCUCAGCAGCAGUCAGACUGUCUCUUGUCAGGCUCAGGAGUUUAGUCCAGGGAUUCUAGACUCCUUGCUCCCUGGGGUUUCCUGGAAUAGAUUUCCAGCAACUGCCUUUCUCAGCUUUGGCCUGUUUUCAUGUGAGGCCUUCUGGAAGCCACUGAAUUACCCUGGCCUAGGUCCGCAGCCUUGCCCGUCACUACCACUGCCUUCUUUAUCACAUGCUAGAGAAGAAGGAAGGCAAGGGCCCUGGCAAGCUAUGCUGAGAGCCCAGCUCUGCCUUCUUCCUUACCCAAGACUCCCUGCUUCUCCUUGAGGGUGUCCACGUUAAUGUUUUGUGGUUCCAAUAGGACUGCACCUCCGUUAAUUUUCAGCCACUCUGGUGUCUGUCAGACGUUUGUUUUGCCAUUCUUCUAACCCAGCUAGCCUGUGCUUGGGAAUUGGGGGCCAGCCCCUCUGGGGCCCAUAGCUUUAUUUCCUUGUCAUUUCACUGGAUAGUUUCCUGGGAAGCUUUCUCCAGAUUUGCACUCUUUCAGAAAAAAUGAAGGCUUGUGAAACACUGCUUCCUCAUACUUCCUUUGUUGCCGAAAGCUACUUCUGUAACUGAGCAGGGGAAGACGCCCUUUCCAGGGGAGUUAGAGGUGGGGCAGGUCUCUCAGGACCGCAGCUUAGCACCCUAGCGAAGCAGAGCGCAUUCGUGACUGGCUAGGCUCUGCUGAGAUGAUACCGCACACUGUGUCUGGAUGGCCACAGCUAGUUUGAGUAAUUUGAAUCUCAUCAGACAUUUCAUCCUCUUGGUCUUCUACUGAUGAAAGUGAGAUGUGCCCUCUUUGUCACUUUGUUUAUGGUCUUUGCUAAGAUAUAUAUAUAUAUAUAUAUAUAUAUAUAUAUAUAUAUAUAUAUAUAUAUAUACUGGCUCUUUCCAUUUUAGGAUUCUGCAUCUAGAAAGAUAGUUUCCUGAGUAACUCCAACAGUACAAAAAAUAAUAAUAAUAAUGUUUGCACCUGAAAUUUUAUAUGAGCAUUAGAUUUCUUUUGGAGAUUGGCCUGUUGGUUCUGUUGGGGCCAUACUAGUUCCAGGAGUGAAAUCUGGAAUGGCCCUAGGAAUCUUGUAUGAAAUAAGUCUGGUUUUCUUCCCCAUACCAGCCCUCUUUAACACUCUCAGAUUAUAUUAAUUUCCUUUUUUUUUUUUUUUCAUUUUUCUAUGCUGGCUUGCCUCAACAUCUCAAGACUAAAGUGACUCUCGGGUCCCACAGACCACCCAGGAUCACUAUGACCUUUGCAUCUGAUUCAUUUCUUCCCCACUACCUCCACCUCCAAGACUUUUAGUCUAUCUGGAUACCCGUAGAGCUGUCUGUAAGUGGAGUGAGUUAGAUAGACCUUUAGAAAACAGUUACUCGCCUCACUGAACAGUAUAGAGGCUCAGCCGAUUGAGUUGGUUCCUCAGAGGUCUGGGAAAGUGUCACAGGCAAGGCUGUAGGCUUUCAGGAAGAAAAUCACAAUUGCUGAAAAGGCCAGUGGGCCACUCAGUUCUUCGUUCUGCUGACCCAAGAUCUCUGGUCCACCUUCCUCUGUCCUUCCUCCAUUCUUGUCCCACCCCCCAUAUGAGCGCGGCUCCCAGGCCACACACUCCUGCAAAGCUUUUUUUUUUUUUUUUUUUUUUUUUUUUGCUGCUUGGCUUUCUCGGAGCAGACUUGAAAUCGCUGCUCCUGUGGUUUUCCUCAAAAUUCACUUUGUCAUGGUUUUCAAAAAGAAAUCAAAAUGCAUUAUUGCAUUAAGCUUUUUUUUUUUUCCAUAAAGGACAAUUACAGAGAAAAUAGGCAACACCAGCAAAUUAUAUGUGGACAAGUUCUAAACUAUAUAUACAUACAUAUAUUAUAUAUAUAUAAAUAAAUAAAAUAAUCAUCUAGUUCUUUACUGUCACCUUACUGAAAGGAUAUAAAGCCUCUUAAGAAUUUCCAUUUCUGAGAAACUCUUGGAAAUCUAUGUCUGAGUGAUUGUAUUAGAUCAGCAAUAAUGACUAUGUAAUCUCAAAAGAUAAAUAAAAUAUUCUUAAAAUGGA